Gavia stellata (red-throated loon) is the source of this 1885-nucleotide messenger RNA. It is a transcript of the gene FAM20A, whose product is annotated as FAM20A golgi associated secretory pathway pseudokinase. The transcript has 11 exons. The record is from RefSeq and is a predicted model, not a curated record. Bases 1 to 1530 code for a protein of 509 amino acids. Gene Ontology annotation, cellular component: Golgi apparatus. NCBI's taxonomy places the organism in Eukaryota, Metazoa, Chordata, Aves, Gaviiformes, Gaviidae. Gene Ontology annotation, molecular function: protein serine/threonine kinase activator activity.
AUGCCGGGGCCGCGCCGGGACCGCCCGGCCGUGCUGCUGCUGCUCGGGGCGCUGCUGGCGGCCGACCUCUACUUCCACCUCUGGCCGCGGGCGCGGCGGGAGCUGGCGGCGGGCGCCCCGGGCUGCCCCUGCCGCCGCCGCCCCGCGCCCGCCGCCCCUCCGCCCCGCGCCCGCGCCGCCUCCGCGCUGCGGCGCCUCUUCGCCCACCCGCUGUACCGCGCCGCCGCCCCGCGGGGCCUCGCCGAGCCGCUGCUGGGCGCCCGCGAAGCCCUGCGCUACUACCGGCGGAAGGCGGCCCGCUGGAACAGGAGACACAAGCUUUACAGGGAGGAGCUGAACCUAACCUCCCCGGUGGUGCCGCUGCCGCUCCGGCCGGAGGCCAGCUGGCUCCAGUUCCACCUGGGCAUCAGCCGCGACGGGCUCUACCCGCGCUCCAGCCCCGCCGUCGACAGGCUCCUCCGCGACAUGCGAGACUUCACCACGAUCAGUGCCGACUACAGCCAGGACGAGAAAGCGCUGCUGGGGGCCUGCGACUGCAGCCAGAUCGUGAAGCCCAGCGGCGUGCACCUGAAGCUGGUCCUCAGGUUCCAGGAUUUUGGGAAAGCCAUGUUCAAGCCCAUGAGGCAGAAGCGCGAGGAAGAGACUCCCGAGGACUUUUUCUACUUCGUUGACUUCCAGCGGCACAACGCAGAGAUCGCCGCCUUCCACCUGGACAGGAUCCUGGAUUUCCGGAGGGUACCACCCACAGUUGGGAGGUUGAUCAAUGUCACCAAGGAGAUCCUGGAGGUCACCAAGAAUGAGAUCCUGCAGAGCGUCUUCUUCGUCUCACCAGCCAGCAACGUCUGCUUCUUUGCCAAGUGCCCGUACAUGUGCAAGACGGAGUACGCGGUGUGUGGGAACCCUCACCUCCUGGAAGGGUCCCUCUCCGCCUUCCUGCCAUCCCUCAACCUGGCACCACGACUCUCUAUCCCAAACCCAUGGAUCCGGUCCUACUCAUUUGAUGGAAAAGAGGAGUGGGAAGUGAAUCCGCUCUACUGCAACACGGUGAGGGAGAUCUACCCCUACAGCAACGGCAACCGGCUGCUUAACAUCGUUGACAUGGCCAUAUUUGACUUCCUAAUAGGGAACAUGGACCGUCACCACUAUGAAAUGUUCACCAAGUUUGGGGACGAUGGCUUCCUCCUACAUCUGGACAAUGCCAGAGGGUUCGGGCGGCAUUCCCAUGAUGAAACCUCCAUCCUGGCCCCGCUCUCCCAGUGUUGCACAAUAAAGAGGACAACGUUAUUACGACUCCAGCUCUUGGCUGAGCCCGAAUAUCGCCUCAGCGACGUGAUGAGGGAAUCCCUCCUGCAGGACCGCCUGGCACCUGUCCUCACCGAACCACAUCUCCUGGCUUUAGACAGACGGCUACAGCUUAUCCUGAAAGCUGUGAGGAAAUGCAUAGACACGUAUGGAGAAGCCAAGGUGGUGGCCAACGACACCAGGCAGCCUGAGGCUCCUGCGUCUGACAGAGCCAAUCUGACCACUUAAACAGUCCUUAACUCAUGCUCAGAGAUGGGGAAAACCCCUGCAGCAAGUUUUAAUAGCUGGUAAUUUCCAUCUACAAACCCUUGCGGAGACUGAGAGAGGAAACUCUUCAGAAGACCUUCAAGAAUCACACUGGGCUUCUAUGCUGGGUACCAAAGCUUCUGCGCUUGGCCAGCGUGUUGGUAAGUUGUGGUCUGACUGCAGCAGACCUUUACACCCCAAAUACCAGCUCUCAGGGGGAAAAGCAGUGAUCUCCUGUUCUGUACUUGGUCAUGCCCAUGGGAGGGCGGGGGAACACAUGGCCAUUGGUUUGCUCAACCUGCACGGGAUCUCGGUCUUGCUAGUAAAGAACACAAAC